Messenger RNA from Symbiodinium sp. CCMP2456, 744 nucleotides. Lineage: Eukaryota; Dinophyceae; Suessiales; Symbiodiniaceae. The record is from the annotation of a GenBank genome assembly.
GUACCCGAAUCCACGGCAAAGAUCUCGUGGUGCAGCUGUUGCCGCCGCAUGUAAAACAGUUCGACGAACGACCCGGAGAGGAGCCCUCCCUGACGUUCUACGCUAUUAGCGACGUGCACGUCGAGCUCAAGGACAAUAUGGAGUGGCUGAGACAGCUCCCUCGAUUUGACAAGGCGGCUGUCAUUGUGGCGGGAGAUCUCGGUGUGAGCCUGAACCAGGUGAAGCAGGCAUUGCUGCUGUUCAAGGAAAAGUUCGACUAUGUCUUCUACUGCUACGGCAACCAUGAGACCUGGUGCCACAAGAGUGUGGGAGACGAGGAGCUCCACUUCCAUGCUACCGACUCGUUCGAAAAGCUGGAUGUGCUGCGAAGGCUUUGCGAGGAGCUGGAGGUGAUCACCACGGCCACACUCCUCGGAGAUGUUUGGGUGGUUCCCGUGCUCGGAUGGUACCACAAAUCCUGGGACACUGAGCCGCCAUUGGCCCGACCACCUGGGCAGGAAUUUACGCACGAGCCGCCUCCUGGCGACAAGUUUGCUACCGACUCGGGCGCGUGCAAGUGGAGGGGCAUGGCGAAUGCCAGCCUGGAGCUUGCCAUGACGCUGGACAAGCAGAACGAGGCCUGGGGUAUCUGGCCUCUUCCAGAAGCGCUGGUGGAGAAUCUUCAGAAGCCCCGUGGAGAGAGGAAACAUCGUGUUCUCUCCUUCUCGCACUUCCUUCCACGGCUGGAGCUCAUGCCAGAGAAGC